AACCUACAAGCCGACGACGUACUACCUGCUGUCAAAGAUUCUUUCUCUCUCUUCAAAUCCCUAAAUUCAUUCCGCUAGGUUGUUCUUGAUUUCCUUCCUGAUCUUGCUUCCCUUCUGUAAUUAUUUUUUUAAUUCCAAUUCGUUAAAAAAUCCCAUUUUUUUUAUAUGGGUUGUGUGGGUUCGAAGCCUGAUGAUUCGCCGGCCGUCGCUUUGUGCCGGAAAAGAUGUCAGUUUCUUGAUGAAGCAAUUCACCAACGUUACGCUCUUGCUCAAGCCCAUUUAGCCUACUUACAUUCCCUCAAAUCGGUCGGCGAUUCGCUCCAUCGUUUCUUUGAUCUGCACUCCGCCGCUGCGGGCGCCGGCGCCGGCGACGGUCAUGCGUCUCCGGUGCUUAACCUUCCGUCUCAACGAAAGGGAGAUUCUUCUGGGCCUCCACCUCCGUCUGUUACUUCUGCUCCGGCGGUUGAGCACCGUCAUUCGCAUUCGAAUUCCGGCUCUUCUCACCUUCAUUUCCAUACCGAUUCCGAUGAUGAUUCCGGCGACGAAGACGAUAUCCUUCAUCUGCACUCCGAGAACGGUGGCUCAUCGCCUCUGCAUCAUCAACGGUACGGUAAUUUGAGUUAUAACGAACAGCACGAAUCCCUAGGUGGUUCUUAUCUUCCUCCUUAUUCUUAUCCUCCGGCUGGGUAUCCUCCCGCCGGUUAUCCUCCCGCCGGUUAUCCUCCCGCCGGUUAUCCUCCAGCUGGAUUUCCUCCCGCCGGUUAUUCUUCCGGUGGUUACACAAUGAAUUUUAUGAGAAAACAACCGACGCCAUCGGUUGUGUACCAGCAGAGACCGAUGAGUUCUGAACCUAUACAGUACGGUGAAGCUUCAUCAUCAUCAUAUUACAGUAAUAAUUAUAACAAUCAAAACCCUGGUUCUUACUCGAACUACGGUGAGUUUUUCGGUUCUUCACAACCUCCGCCUUACGGCGGUGUUUCAGCGCCUCAGGCGGUUUCACCAUCGGAGGCGUCGUCUUCGAAUUCAAAAGCUCCGCCUCCGCCGCCUCCACCCCCAAGCUCGAGUUGGGAUUUCUUGAAUCCGUUUGACACUUUCGAGAGCUAUUAUCCUCCAUAUACUCCGAGUCGGGAUUCGAGAGAAGUUAGGGAUGAAGAAGGGAUUCCUGAUUUGGAAGAUGAAGAUUUUUAUCAGCAGGAAGUUGUUAAGGAAGUACACGGAAAUCAGAAGUUUGUGGAUGCUGGUGGUGGUGCCGGUGGUGGUAGUGGUAGUGGUGGUGAUGAUGGUGGCAAGAAGGGGGCUGCGGUUGAAGAGAAGAGUGAGGAAAGAGCUGCGGCUGACCUCCAUUAUCGGAGUGUGCCAAAUGUGGUGACGAAAGAGGACGAUCCGGUUGAGUACGAGGUUCAUGUGGUGGAUAAAGAAGUUGAUAAUCAAAAGAAGCCAUUGGUUUUCCAAAAUGAUGCCGAAGUGGUGAAGGAAAUUCAAACCCAAUUCAAUCGUGCAUCCGAGUCCGGCAACGACUUAUCCAAGAUCCUCGAGGUCGGGAAACUUCCACAUAACCGCAAACAUGUGGCCUAUCAAGUUCCGUCCAAGAUGUUGAGCGUUUUUACGCCUUUAGCAUUGGCACCAGCUGAUCCUGCCUUAGAUACGGAUGUAGAUUUAUUGACGAAAUCCAAGAAUCUUUCAUCGACUCUACAUAAACUGUAUCUCUGGGAGAAGAAAUUGUUUGAUGAAGUUAAGAUUGAGGAGAAAAUGAGGUUAGUCCAUGAAGAGAAGAAACGAAGGCUUAGACGGUUGGAUGAGAAGGGUGCCGAGCCUCACAAAGUUGAUGCAACAAGAACUUUGGUUAGAAGUCUUUCUACCAAAAUCCGUAUUGCAAUUCAAGUUGUCGAUAAGAUUUCCGAAAAAAUAAACAGUUUGAGGGAUGAAGAACUUUGGCCACUAUUAAACGACUUCAUAGAAGGGUUAACAAGGAUGUGGAGAUCGAUGGUGGAGUGCCACCGUAGUCAGUGUGAGGCAAUCGGUGCCGCUAAACGUAUGGAUGCCAUUGCAUCCCACAAACACUUGACCGACGGCAGUCUGGAAGCCACGCUGCAACUCGAACACGAACUGCUCAACUGGGCCAUACGUUUCUCGUGCUGGUUUGGGGCCCAAAAGGGUUUUGUGAGAGCCUUAAACGAGUGGCUUGUGAAAUGCGUUAUGUACGAGCCAGAAGAAACUGUGGAUGGACCGGUCCCAUACUCUCCUGGGCGAAUUGGUGCACCGGCCGUGUUCAUAAUCUGUAACCAGUGGGCUCAAGCGAUGCAAAGAAUCUCCGAUAAGGAAGUGGUGGAUGCGAUUCGAGAUUUUGCAGGAACGGUUCUUCAGCUAUGGGAACGGGAUAAGGUGGAAAUGCGAGAAAGGAUGGUGGUUGAUAAAAACUUGGAGAGAAACGUAAAGAAUUUGGAUAGAGAAGAUGAGAAGAUUCAUAAAGAGUUGCAGAUAUUGGAAAAAAUGAUGGUGGUGGGGUCGGGAGACGAGAAUGGAAUGUCGUUAGGUCAUCCAGCAGUGUAUCAGAGCGAGACCAGUAAAAAUGGUAGCGUGCAGAUUGGUCUUAAACGCGUUUUGGAGUCCAUGGAACGGUUUACCGCUAAUUCUUUGAAAAUUUAUGAGGAGUUAUUACAACGGAUCGAAGAUGAUAAGCUCGGGGGGUAGUAUCGAUAGAACGCUGGAUUGUUGAUUUGUAGUAAAGAGAAGAGAUGGAAGUUUUUGUAAGUGUAUGUAGUUAGUGAUAGUAAUAGUAUAGAGAAAAAGGAGUUUAUAGAGAUGAUUUGGUGUUUUAGAAGACAUGGAAAAUGGCCUUCCUUCCUUCAUAUGCCUGCAUCAAUUGGUUUGGU
Cynara cardunculus var. scolymus (artichoke) is the source of this 2873-nucleotide messenger RNA. RefSeq lists its product as uncharacterized. Lineage: Eukaryota; Viridiplantae; Streptophyta; Magnoliopsida; Asterales; Asteraceae. The transcript is spliced from 4 exons. The record is from RefSeq and is a predicted model, not a curated record. The coding region runs from base 166 to 2691 and encodes 841 amino acids.